GAAUUCUGUUUUUCACCUGUGUGCAUACGGGCCUUGAAGGGCUUAUUAUGCUAAGGUUCGUGUGGCAGGCAGGCUGGCAUUCUCGGCUUCCUUGUGGACUCAGGUGAGCUCCCCUGGCCUCACAAAAACAACACGAAAUGAACAAGCAGAUGCUUUACGUCUCCAGUUUCCUGUAAAGUAGCUGGGGCGCACGGGUAGCCCUGGCAGGGCAGCCCUUUCCAGCGUGACAAUUGCUUGGAUUCACGGGGGAAGGGGGAGGCAGGGGGAGCACACACACGAAACAACCGGGUUGGUGAACGCUUUUGCUGUGGCAUGUCAGCUGUUCAUGCCCCAGCUCCUGGACUUGCCAGUGGUCUCGCUUCUUUCUGACUGCUUUCCCCUGAUGUAAGUGGCGUAGCAGUUGUCUGUAACUUGUUCUGGCGAUGAUCGAUGAUCGUGGAGUCGAGCCCACGGGCGUCUUUUUUGUUAGUUUUGUUUUUGUUUUUGUGGUCGCUGCGCGCUGAGCCUGGGGUACCAGGUCAGAUCAGACAGCCAUGUCGAAGCCAGCCCCAGCAGAUCCACGCCUCAGGGCUGGAUUACUUGGGCCUGCCCAUGCCCCGCCCACACAGCGCCCCGCCUGCCCGCGCCACCACCACCCCGCCCGCCCGACGGCGCCUGGCCGCUGCGCCCAGAGCGCCCGCAGCGCUCAGAGAAGGCGCGGGAGCUUGCCUUCGCCGCCCCCAGCCCAGGUUUCGGCUGAGCGGGGCAUGCAGAAACGGGCUACCUGGAUGGCAGGCCCGCGGAAAUUUCUCUGCCACCCAUGUCCGUGCAGCGCCUAGGGCUGAGACCAUCGACGAACGCAGAGAAGCGCGCAGGAUCUGGGUGCCGUGAGGCAUCUGUGGGCUCUGAGAAGCUCUUUACCCCGGCACCUGACAAAGGCCCUGGGGUAGGUGAGAAGACAGAGGCCAAGACAGGGGCAGUGCCCAAGGUGUCAGGCCUGGAGCGCAGCAGCGAGCUCAGCACGGAGUCUUUCCUGCCUGCCACAACACCGGCGCCCUCAGGACCUCCGCCAGGAGCUGGGGCCAGCCCUCUGGUGAAGAGGGAAGCCCCCAUCGUACCUCACCACGUCCCACAGCCACAGCUUACCCCGCAGCAUCGAGGCUCACUCUCGACACACGUGCCUCUGUCCUUGGGCGCCUUCGUGGGCCCUGGCCCUGGCCCUGGCCAGGUGGUGCCCAACAGCCUGCACCUGCACAGCCUCAGCAGGAGCAGCAGCACGGUCAGCGGCACCCCUCUGGGCCUGGCAAAGCACGUGACACUGUCACCACACGGCCCUGGCCCCCACCUGUCUACCUCACACCUGGCGCUCAGGUCCCAGGCGCAGCACCAGCACCACACCGCGGCAAUGUUCGCUGCCCCCCCAACACUGCCCCCGCCCCCGGCGUUACCCGCCAGCAGCCUGGUCAUCCCAGGACACCCCGCCGAUGCCAGCCUGUUGAUCUCAUUCAACCAGCCAAUCAUGUAUUGCCAGCCUCAUUCGGGGAUUCUGAUUGAUCACGAACUGCUCAGGCAAGAGCUGAACACGCGGUUUCUGGUGCAGAACGCGGAGCGGCCUGGCGCCUCCCUGGGCCCGGGAGCUCUGCUGCGGGCCGAGUUCCACCAGCACACGCAUCAGCACACGCACCAGCACACACACCAGCACACACACCAGCACCAACACACAUUCGCCCCCUUCUCGGGGCUGCCCCCGACGCCGCUCAUGCUGCCCACCGCACCCUCGCCGUUUGACAAGUUCUCGCCCAAGCUGGACAGCCCCUACUUCCGACAUUCCAACACUUCAAACUCAAUCGAGAUAACGGGCCGGGCCAGUGCAGUUCACACUUUCCUGCAGAAAGCCCCUGGGGUGUCUGAUCCUUACCGGACAGCAGUCAGGAAACCAGGGAAGUGGUGUGCGGUACACGUGCAGAUCGCCUGGCAGAUCUACCACCAGCAGCAGAAGAUGAAGAUGCAGCUGGACCCCCACAAGCUGGAGGUUGGUACAAAGCUGGACCUGUUCAGCCGGCCCCCCGCCCCAGGCAUGUUCUCUGGGUUCCACUACCCACAGGACUUGGCCCGGCCCCUCUUCUCCAGCACAGGUGCCACUCAUCCAACUGCCAACCCAUUUGGACCCUCAGCUCCUCAUGGCAGCUUCCUGCCCACUGGUCAUUUGACAGACCCCUUCAGCAGAUCCAGCACUUUUGGAGGCCUGGGGAGCCUGGGCAACCACGCUUUUGGAGGCUUGGGCAGCCAUGCACUGACACCAGGGGGCAGCAUCUUUGCACCCAAGGAGGGCACAGCUUUGCUCGGCCUGCCCAGCCCCCAUGAUGCCUGGAACCGACUGCACCGAGUGCCACCUUCCUUUCCCACUCCACCCCCGUGGCCCAAGCCAGUGGAUACGGAGCGCCUCUCAGCCCUGACCAACCAUGACCGAGAGCCUGACAAGGGCCAGGAAGAGCAGGAGCGGGACGUCCUGGAGAAGACGCGCCUCUUGAGCCACGGCCCUGCCGCAGCACCAGUGGGCCAUCCCAUCAGCAACCUCCUGCCGCGGGGCCCCGGAGAGCUUGGCCGUCCUGGGGUCCUCGCAGAGCGUGAGGCCGAGACUCGCGUCAAGGAGAGCCACUCACCCGGCAAAGAGGACGGCGCCAAGCUGGCUGCCCGACCGCCAUCGCCCUACUGCAAGGCAGCCCUCGGCGACUGCCUGCGACUGGCAGGCCUGCUAGGUCGGGAGACGGGGAAGCAGACGCCUGAGCGGCCCCAGGGCGACGUAAAGGUCAAGCAGGAACGCAGGGAAGACGAGAUACCGGAACUCACCGGCGUCGGCGUGCACUCCACAACUGCAAACCUGGGCCUGGGCACCUCGGGCUUCGUGUGGGAUCCGCCGUGCGACACCUACCAGGGCUUGGAACUGCCGCGCCGCCCCUUCCCUGCCCCGACGCCCGCCACGGGCCCCGCUCCCUUUGAACUCUGUGAGCGCGCCUACCGGGACCGCGAGCCCCACGCCUACAGCCCCGAGCGCCUGCGGGAGGUGCGCCGGGAGGAGUUGGAGCGCGCCCGCGGGCCCGACCCGGACGCUGCCCUGCUGCCGGCCAUGCACUACCCGCGCCUGGCCUCCGGCGCGCUGCACGGCGCGCUCCUGGCCCGGACCCCGCCGGCAGCCGCCGCGCUCGGCGCGCCUCCGCCCCUGGUGGCCGCCGGCGGGGUCCCCACGCCACCCGCGCGCCCCAGGACCACGCCGCUGGCGCUGGGGCCUGGCGAGGCGCGCGACUACUCGCCGGCGUGCAACCCGCCCGAGGUGGAGGCGCGGUAGUCCCGGCGGAACGAACUGACUCACUUAAAUUCCUGGCACCUGAGCACAGUUCCCGGGGUCCGGGAGCAGCGCGGCCUGUACCACGCUGCAGCCUGCAUAGUGGAGGACUUUUCGCUUUCCUGGGGGUGACUUCAUUUUCCGAGCUUGCGAUUAGGUCACUGGGAAAAAUUUAGCUUUGUACCUUUCCCCACACACAAGUGACAAACAUUUUUAAUGGUUUUGUAUUUUUCUUAAUUUUAUGCUCUAACGACAUUUUAAAGAACCAAAAAAAAAAAGAAAAAAAAGGAAUUUUUAGUUGGGAUUUGCAGUUUCACUUCUCAGAUCCCAUUUGAGCCCCAGGGUUUGUUAUUUAUGGAAAGAAAUGGUCUUUCUGUCCAGCGCACUGUGAGGCUCUGCACUCAGGCCCGGCUCUGGCCUUCCCUUGGUACUUAGAACCGAAGUUACAGAUAUAUAUUAAAAUAAUAUUAAUAAUAAUGUACAAAACUUUGGGUUUUCUGCCUUAUUCUAUUAUGCAUAGGUGUAAGCGGAUUUCUUUGGUUUGUUUUUUAGGAAAAAAUGUAAAUAUUCUGUUGAUAUAAUUAUAAAACUUAUUAAAUUCUUAACAUGGACAGUCAGUCUUUAACAAGUCUCUAGAACCCCCUCUGGUUAUUUGUGUAUGUGGUCACAAAACCCCACUCGGGCUGUCAGUUGUGAACACACUCAGCUGUUUAACUGCAGCAACUAUCCUUCAACUAUGCAAGCCUCGGAGGCAGGACAGGAUGUUUAGGGGGAGAAGGUAUCUGAGCUUCCUAUCAGAGUGGGUGGACCUCCCUGAGAGCCACACUUUUGGGGUCUGCUUAGACUUACAGUGGGCUUUGGGGCUGGCUGGCUCCAGUCGUAAUGACAAACCGGAGCUGUGUAAGCCAGACAGUCCUACAAGCUCCGGUCUAAAGUUGGUUACAAGAAAAAGGUUAGUUCUCUUCAUCUGUCUGGGUGUCGCCUCCCCUCCACCACCACUAAGCCUCUCACCCCUCCUCUGGCUUUGGUUUCCCAUUCAUGCCCUCUCAAGCUCCCCCAUGUUUUGUCAGCUUGUCCUUUUUGGUUCCCUGACCUGCUUUUGUGCUGAGUCAACAUUCAGCACCACUCUCUGCUGUGUUCAGUUCCUUCCAGCUCAAUGUUUCCACUGUAGACGGUUUCCACUAAAGUCGGUUUUCAUGUCAAUCAGCACAGAGAUAAAUAUAGCCUUGAUUUGGAUGAAA
Molecule: messenger RNA, 4563 nt
Organism: Psammomys obesus (fat sand rat)
Lineage: Eukaryota; Metazoa; Chordata; Mammalia; Rodentia; Muridae
Gene: Fbrsl1
Product: fibrosin like 1
Exons: 15
Coding region: 800-3325 (841 amino acids)
Source: RefSeq, a predicted model, not a curated record